Molecule: messenger RNA, 1080 nt
Organism: Chironomus riparius
Lineage: Eukaryota; Metazoa; Arthropoda; Insecta; Diptera; Chironomidae
Source: the annotation of a GenBank genome assembly
AUGAAUUUGCCAUUGCUAAUUAAGAUUAUUCUUUUGAACAUGAUGAUUUAUUAUGUUCCAGUUCAAAGUAGCAAAGUAAGUAAUCAAGAGAUAAUAAAAGCAAAGCUUGAUCCAAAUUAUAAAAAGACAUGGAUGUUUAUGCCUGAUGAUAAAGGAAUUCCACACCAAAUAAUUUUGACUCCUAUAAAUGACGACUUUAUGUUAAUUCACAACAAACUGUUCAGUUCUACAAAUGACAAGGCGACAUUUUGGCUGUACACAAAAAACAGCAAGAGAUCUCCUAUUCAACUUAAGACAUCAGGAAAAGACAAUAUUAAUAAUUUUCAGUUUACCAAUAAAUUUGAUGGCAACAAACCCACUAAAAUCAUCAUUCAUGGCUGGAGAGAUAAUGAUUCUGUUCAGGAAGUAAAGAGUGCAUACUUAGAGACAGCUGGAAAAGAUUACAAUGUUAUUGCAGUGGAUUGGGAAGAAUCAGCAAGAGACAUAUUAUAUUUUAAUGCUGCGUAUGCGACCAAGACUGUUGGUAAAUAUGUCGCUAAUGUCAUCAAUCAUAUGAGUGCUAAGCACGGAGUUAAUUUGAAGGAUGUUCACAUCAUCGGACAUAGUUUGGGAGCUCAUGUAGCUGGUGUUGCUGGAUCUGUAUUUCAAUUGUUGUCAGGGAAGAAGGUUGGAAGAAUUACUGGAACUGAUGUCAUUCAUACAUGCGCAGGUUUGCUUGGGCAUAAAAAAAAUUUAGGUCAUGCUGACUUUUAUCCAAACGGUGGAGAGCAAGUUCAACCUGGAUGUGAUCUCUUAAUAAAUGAUUUAAUUGGAACAUGUUCGCAUGAAAAGUCAUUUAAAUAUUUUAUAGCGACUAUAACUAGUCCGAACAAGUACAUGGCACAACAGUGUUCAUCGUGGAAAAACUUUAAGAGAAAUGGAUGUUCUGCAGCAAAAAUUCCAAUGGGCGAUGCUGUGCCUCAAAAUGCUAGGGGUGAAUAUUUCUUGAAAACUGAUGGUUGGGAUGUCAAUGAUGAUGAUGAUGACGAAAGUGAGGAAAGUGAGGAAAGUGAGGAAAGUGAGGAGAGCUAUGGCUAUUAA